AUGAAUUUGCGAGAAUUUAUUUCGCUUGGUUACGAAAGCCUUCAUCCUGCCCUGGAAGUGAUAGCAUGGUCGCUGAAUGCACUGGCUACUGGUAUUCAUCCCUCUACCGACUAUCAGGGAAAUCCAUAUCGUGGAAGAUAUGUCGCAGGCACACAGAUCGCAGGCUGGAUGGGCGAGGGCGAUCUGACGGCUAAGAUGGUUACGCUGUGCAACCGCUUCAAGAAUUGGGCGUCGGCAAAUCGCCUUCAGCACUCGCAGGCGAUGAUGACGGGUGGGUUGCUCAGCUGGGAAGGCGGAGCCUUCCCACGGCUUGAUCUUAAAGCCUGGAACUCUCGACUCAUGACAGCCUUCUUCCACAUCGUAUUGCGGCAACUACAAGAUCAGGCGUUCAGUGACGAAUCGCUUCACAAAGAGAUUCGACUUGCUUUCGGGCUGACCAACGCUAUGAUCACGUUCAUCGAUACGAUGGAGCGCUCCCCGCGCUAUUUGACUUCGCAGCAAGCGCAAGUGAUGCACUCGGCAUGCUCGACGUACUUGCAACUCAGCGAGGUCAUUGCGCUGGUCGCGCAGCAGCGCGACAGAGCGCGAUGGAAAGUGGACUUCGUGGGAUUCUGGAAGACAUUAGUACAGGCAGUGCCGAAGGAACUCUUAGAGUUCAGGUGUCUCACCCG
This is a messenger RNA of Symbiodinium sp. CCMP2592, 671 nucleotides long. NCBI's taxonomy places the organism in Eukaryota, Dinophyceae, Suessiales, Symbiodiniaceae. The record is from the annotation of a GenBank genome assembly.